Messenger RNA from Striga asiatica, 414 nucleotides. The record is from the annotation of a GenBank genome assembly. NCBI's taxonomy places the organism in Eukaryota, Viridiplantae, Streptophyta, Magnoliopsida, Lamiales, Orobanchaceae.
AUGACCACUCAACAGAACACAAAACACUCAUCCAAAAGAAUUUCACAAUCACUACCCAUCCGAAUAUUGCAUUUGUUGCAACGUACGAACAAGUUCUCAGUUGCUCUCGAUCUUAUCCGAGGACAUGUCGAUAGGCCCAUUUAUACGCCAAAACAGAGAUUUAAUAUAUCUUCACCAAAAAAAAAAAAUUUAUUGUGGCUGAUAAAAAGCGCAAAACCAAAGCACCUACUUAUUCUCAGUAGUACCAACUUGCUGCCUAACCCUGCGCGCACAUUCCGCAAAACCCUCGACCAACUGGCCACAUUUCAACGGGCACGCAUCUUUUUCAUCCAAACACGGCAUCGGUUUGCGAUUGGGGAGCUUAAACUCCUUUUCGUGAAGUUCUUUCGCCCUUUGAGUGACCUCGUUCAGCAU